Molecule: messenger RNA, 9133 nt
Organism: Lepus europaeus (European hare)
Lineage: Eukaryota; Metazoa; Chordata; Mammalia; Lagomorpha; Leporidae
Gene: COL7A1
Product: collagen type VII alpha 1 chain
Exons: 118
Coding region: 1-8805 (2934 amino acids)
Molecular function (GO): protein binding; serine-type endopeptidase inhibitor activity
Source: RefSeq, a predicted model, not a curated record
AUGAGGUUGCGUCUCCUGGUGGCCACGCUCUGCGUUGGAAUCCUGGCGGGGGCGCCCCGAGUGCGGGCCCAAUCCAGAGAGCAAGUGACCUGCACGCGUCUUUACGCCGCGGACAUCGUUUUCCUCCUCGACGGCUCCUCUUCCAUUGGCCGCAGCAACUUCCGCGAAGUGCGGGGCUUCCUCGAAGGGCUGGUGCUGCCUUUCUCUGGGGCAGCCAGCGCGCAGGGCGUGCGCUUCGCAGCGGUUCAGUACAGCGACGAUCCGCGGACAGAGUUUGGCCUGGACACACUGGCCUCGGGGGGCGAGGCCAUCCGUGCCAUCCGUGAGCUCAGCUACAAGGGCGGCAACACUCGCACAGGGGCUGCGAUCCGCCACGUGGCCGACCACAUCUUCUUGCCCCAGCUGACCCGUCCUGGCAUCCCCAAGGUCUGCAUCCUCAUCACAGAUGGGAAGUCCCAGGACCAGGUGGACGCAGCGGCCCAGAGGCUGAAGGGGCAGGGGGUCAAGCUGUUCGCUGUGGGCAUCAAGAACGCUGACCCCGAGGAGCUGAAGCGAGUCGCCUCCCAGCCCACCGGGGAUUUCUUCUUCUUCGUCAACGACUUCAACAUCUUGAGAACCCUGCUGCCCCUCGUCUCCCGGCGGGUGUGCACGACUGCUGGUGGCAUUCCCGUGACCCUCCCCCCCGAUGACUCGACUUUGGGUCCUCGGGACCUGGUGCUAUCUGAGCCAGGCAGUCAGUCUCUGAGAGUACAGUGGACGGCAGCCAGCGGCCCUGUGACUGGCUACAAGAUCCAGUACACUCCUCUGACGGGGCUGGGACAGCCUCGGCCCAGCGAGCUGCGGGAGGUGAACGUCCCAGCUGGUGAGACCAGCACGUGGUUGCAGGGCCUCCGGCCACUGACCGAGUACCAAGUGACUGUGGUUGCCCUCUACGCCAACAGCAUCGGGGAGUCUGUGAGUGGGACGGCUCGGACCACUGCCCUGGAGGGGCCAGAGCUGACCAUCCAGAACACCACAGCCCACAGCCUGCUGGUGGCCUGGCGGAGCAUGCCGGGCGCCACCGGCUACCGCGUGACCUGGCGGGUCCUCAGCGGUGGAGCCCCCCAGCAGCAGGAGCUGGGCCCCAGGCAGGAGUCCGUGCUGCUGCGUGGCCUGCAGCCUGGCACCGACUAUGAGGUGACCGUGAGCACCCUGUUCGGCCGGAACGUGGGGCCCGCCGCCUCCCUGACCGCCCGCACUGGCCCCGCCAUUGAGCAGAUCCUGCGCCCAGUCAUCCUGGGCCCCACAUCCAUCCUCCUUUCCUGGAACUUGGUGCCUGAGGCCCGUGGCUACCGUCUGGAGUGGCGGCGUGAGAGCGGCCUGGAGCCGCCGCAGAGGGUGGUUCUGGCCCCGGAUGUGACCCGCCACCAGCUGGAUGGGCUGCAGCCAGGCACCGAGUACCGCCUCACGCUCUACACCCUGCUGGAAGGCCGCGAGGUGGCCACCCCUGCCACCGUGGUCCCCACAGGGCUGGAACGGCCUGUGGGCCCUGUGACAGACCUACAAGCCACCGAGCUGCCCGGGCAGCGAGUGCGAGUGUCCUGGAGCCCAGUCCCAGGCGCCACUGAGUACCGAGUCACCGUGCGCAGCACCCAGGGGGUUGAGCGCUCCCUGGUGCUUCCUGGGAGUCAGGUGGCCUUCGACCUGGAUGACGUUCGGGCUGGACUUAGCUACACGGUGCGGGUGUCUGCUCGAGUGGGCACCCGUGACGGCAGUGCCAGCGUCCUCACUGUCCGCCGUGAGCCAGAAACCCCACUGGCUGUCCCAGGGCUGCGAGUCGCGGCAUCAGAUACGACGCGAGUGAGGGUGACCUGGGGACCUGUUCCCGGAGCCAGUGGAUUUCGGAUCAGCUGGAGGACAGGCAGCGGUCCUGAGUCCACCCAGACAUUGCCCCCGGACUCCACGGCUGCAGACAUCACGGGACUGCAGCCCGGCACUUCGUACCAGGUGGCCGUGUCGGCGCUUCGAGGCAGAGACGAAGGCCCCCCUGUGGUCAUCGUGGCUCGAACCGACCCACUGGGCCCAGUGAGGACAGUCCAUGUGACUCAGGCUGGCAGCUCAUCUGUCACCAUUGCCUGGACCAGGGUUCCCGGCGCCACAGGAUACAGGGUGUCCUGGCACUCAGACCAUGACCCAGAGAGAUUGCAGUUGGUGUCGGGGGAGGCCGCGGUGGCUGAGCUGGACGGGCUGCAGCCAGACACCGAGUACACAGUGCACGUGAGGGCCCACGUGGCAGGCAUGGAUGGGGCCCCCGCCUCUGUGGUCGUGAGGACCGCCCCUGAGCCUGUGGGCAGUGUGUCCAAGCUGCAGAUCCUCAAUGCUUCCAGCGACGUUCUGCGGGUCACCUGGGCAGGCGUCCCGGGCGCCACAGCCUACAGGCUGGCCUGGGGCCGGAGUGAAGGUGGCCCCACAAGACACCAGAUGCUCUCCGGAAACACAGAGUCCGCAGAGAUCCGGGGUCUCGAAGGCGGAGUCAGCUACUCUGUGCGAGUGACUGCUCUAGUCGGGGACCGAGAAGGCGCCCCUGUCUCCGUUGUCGUCACCACGCCACCUGAGGCUCCCACAGCCCUGGAGACUCUUCGUGUAGUGCAGCGCGGGGAGUACUCGCUGAGGCUGCACUGGGAGCCGGUGCCCGGCGCGCACGGCUUCCGUCUGCGUUGGCGACCCGAAGGUGGCCAGGAACAGUUCCGCCUUCUGGGACCCGACCUCAGCAGCUACCACCUGGAUGGGCUGGAGCCAGCAACACAGUACCGUGUAUGGCUGAGCGUCCUGGGGCCGAGUGGAGAGGGCCCUCCCCGUGAGGUGACUGCGCGCACUGAGUCACCUCGUGUCCCUAGCACUGAACUACGAGUGGUGGACACGUCGAUCAACUCGGUGACUCUGGCCUGGACCCCGGUGUCUGGGGCAUCCAGCUACAUCCUGUCCUGGCGGCCACUCAGAGGCACUGACCAAGAGGUGCCCGCUGCCCCGCUGACACUUCCAGGGAUCUCAGGCUCCCAGCGCGUGACAGGACUAGAGCCUGGCGUCUCCUAUGUCUUCUCCCUGACACCUGUCCGGGACGGUGUGCGGGGUCCUGAGACCUCCGUCACACACAACCCAGGGUGUCCCCGCGGCCUGGCGGACGUGGUGUUCCUGCUGCACGCCACUCGCGAUAAUGCUCACCGUUCGGGGGCCGCGAGGCGGGUCCUGGAGCGCCUGGUGUCUGCACUUGGGCCUCUUGGGCCACAAGCGGUCCAGGUUGGCCUGCUGUCCUACAGCCACCGGCCCUCCCCGCUGUUCCCGCUGAAUAGCUCCCAUGACCUUGGCGUCAUCUUGCAGAAGAUCCGUGACAUCCCCUACAUGGACCCAAGUGGGAACAACCUGGGCACAGCUGUGGUCACAGCUCACAGAUACCUGUUGGCGCCGGAUGCUCCUGGGCGCCGCCCACACGUGCCAGGGGUGAUGGUUCUGCUCGUGGAUGAGCCCCUGAGAAGCGACAUAUUCAGCGCCAUCCGCGAGGCACAGGCGGCUGGACUUAAGGUGAUGAUGUUGGGCCUGGCGGGAGCUGACCCGGAGCAGCUGCGUCGCUUGGUGCCAGGCAUGGACCCUGUGCAGAGCUUCUUUGCCGUGGAUGAUGGUCCGAGCCUAGACCGGGCAGCCAGUGAUCUGGCUGUAGCCCUGUGCCAGGCAGCUGUGGUCACUCAGGCACGGCCAGAGCCUUGCUCAGUGCAUUGUCCGAAGGGCGAGAAGGGGGAGCCUGGACAGCAGGGCCUGCCAGGACAAGCUGGGCCUCCCGGUGCCCCCGGCCUCCCGGGCAGGACGGGUGCCCCCGGCCCCCAGGGGCCCCCCGGAAGGACCAAUGCAAAGGGCGAGAGGGGCUUUCCUGGAGUGGAUGGGCUUCCAGGUAGCCCUGGCCGCCCCGGGACUCCUGGGACCCCCGGCACCCCAGGCCCAAAGGGCUCUCCGGGGUGGGCCGGCCCUCGUGGAGAACCGGGAGAGCCAGGACCUCGAGGCCUGAAAGGGGAGCCGGGGGAGCCUGGACGAGUCGUCGGAGGCGAGGGACCGGGGCUGCCUGGGCAGAAAGGGGACUCUGGGCCUUCGGGCCCCCCUGGACCCCGUGGCCCACCAGGGGACCCAGGACCCCGUGGUCCUCCAGGACUUCCUGGAACAGCUGUGAAGGGUGACAAAGGUGAUCGCGGGGAACGGGGUCCUCCUGGGCCGGGUCUCGGUGGCACUGCUGCUGGGGACCCUGGACUGCCGGGUCUUCCUGGAAGCCCUGGACCUCAAGGCCCACCUGGACCUCCUGGAGAGAAAGGAGAAAAGGGUGAAUGUGAGGAUGGAGCUCCAGGCCUCCCAGGACAACCUGGGACCCCGGGAGAGCCGGGCCUACGGGGACCUCCUGGAGUCACUGGCCCCAAAGGUGAUCGAGGACUGACAGGGGCCCCCGGAGAGGCCGGAGAGAAAGGCCAACGUGGACCCCCUGGCCCAGCAGGACCCCAGGGGCUGCCGGGGCUUGCAGGCCGUCCUGGAGCUGAGGGUCCUGAAGGCCCGCCAGGACCCACAGGCCGCCGAGGAGAGAAGGGAGAGCCUGGUCGCCCUGGGGACCCUGCAGUGGUGGCUGGUGAAGGGGUCAAAGGAGAGAAGGGAGAUGCAGGGCCUGCAGGCCCCAGAGGAGCUGCCGGAGUGAAAGGGGAGCGGGGCCCACCCGGGCUGGCUCUUCCUGGAGACCCUGGCCCCAAGGGAGACCCUGGAGACCGGGGUCCCAUUGGCUUCACUGGCAGAGCAGGACCCCCCGGUGACUCUGGGCCUUCCGGGGAGAAAGGCGACCCCGGGCGGCCUGGCCCUGCUGGACCUGUUGGCCCCCGAGGACGAGAUGGUGAAGCUGGAGAGAAAGGUGACGAGGGUCCCCCGGGAGACCCAGGUUUGCCUGGCAAAGCAGGGGAGCGUGGCCUGCGGGGGGCACCUGGAGCCCGAGGACCUGUGGGUGAGAAGGGAGAUCAGGGAGAUCCUGGAGAGGACGGACGGAACGGCAGCCCUGGACCGUCCGGGCCCAAGGGUGACCGCGGGGAGCCGGGGCCCCCAGGACCUCCUGGACGGCUGGUAGAUGCGGGACUUGGAGCCAGAGAGAAGGGAGAGCCUGGGGACCGUGGGCAGGAGGGUCCUCGAGGACCCAAGGGUGACCCUGGUCCUCCUGGAGCCUCUGGGGAGAGGGGCAUCGAUGGGCUUCGGGGGCCCCCAGGCCCACAGGGCGACCCAGGUGUUCGAGGCCCAGCAGGAGAAAAGGGGGACCGGGGCCCCGCUGGGCUGGAUGGCCGGAGUGGUCUGGAUGGGAAACCAGGAGCCCCUGGCCCCCCUGGGCUGCAUGGUGCUGCGGGCAAAGCUGGGGACCCAGGGAGAGACGGGCUUCCAGGCCUCCGAGGAGAGCAUGGCCCCCCUGGCCCUCCUGGGUCCCCUGGAGCACCGGGAAAGCCCGGCGAGGAUGGCAAACCCGGCUUGAAUGGCAAAAAUGGAGAACCUGGGGAUCCUGGAGAAGAUGGGAGGAAGGGAGAAAAGGGAGAUCCAGGUGCCCCUGGAAGAGAAGGUUACGAUGGCCCCAAGGGUGAACGUGGAGCUCCGGGUAGCCCUGGACCCCAGGGCCCUCCAGGCCUCCCUGGGCAGGUUGGCCCCUCUGGCCAGGGUUUUCCUGGCAUCCCAGGAAGCGUGGGCCCCAAGGGUGACCGUGGAGAGACUGGAUCCAAAGGGGAUCAGGGCCUUCCGGGGGAGCGUGGCCCCAGAGGAGAACCUGGGAGCAUGGUGAACGUGGAGCGGAUGCUGGAGACGGCUGGCAUCAAGCCGUCUGCCCUGCGGGAGAUCGUGGAGAGCUGGGACGAGAGCUCUGGCAGCUUCCUGCCUGUGCCCGAGCGGCGUCGUGGCCCCAAGGGGGACCCGGGCGAGCGGGGCCCCGCAGGCAAGGAGGGCCCCAUCGGCUUUCCUGGAGAACGCGGACUGAAGGGAGAUCGCGGAGACCCUGGCCCUCAGGGGCCACCAGGCCUGGCCCUUGGGGAGAGGGGUCCCCCCGGGCCUCCCGGCCUUGCAGGGGAGCCCGGAAAGCCUGGUAUUCCUGGGCUCCCAGGCCGGGCUGGGGAGACAGGGGAGGCAGGAAGACCAGGCGAGAGGGGAGAACGGGGUGAGAAAGGGGCACCUGGAGAGCAGGGCAGAGACGGCCCUCCUGGCCCUCCUGGAGCCCCCGGCCCUCCUGGGCCCAAGGUGGCUCUGGAUGAGUCAGGUCCCAGACUCCCCGGAGAGCAAGGACCCCCAGGACUCAAGGGUGCGAAGGGAGAGCCGGGCAGCGACGGUGACCGAGGCCCCAAAGGAGACAGGGGCACGCCGGGCACCAAGGGGGAGCAGGGCGAGCCGGGACAGAGGGGACAGAACGGCAGCCCGGGUCUGCCUGGAGAGCGAGGAGUGGCUGGGCCCGAGGGGAAGCCGGGUCUACAGGGUCCUAGGGGGGCUCCAGGACCAGCCGGUGGUCAUGGAGACCCUGGACCACCUGGUGCCCCGGGUCUCGCUGGCCCCGCAGGACCCCAGGGACCUUCUGGCCUGAAGGGGGAGCCUGGAGAGACAGGACCCCCGGGACGGGGCCUGCCUGGACCCACUGGAGCUGUGGGACUCCCUGGCCCCCCUGGCCCCUCAGGCCUUGUGGGUCCACAAGGGUCCCCAGGUUUGCCUGGACAAGUGGGGGAGACAGGGAAGCCUGGAGCCCCAGGUCGCGAUGGGGCCAGCGGAAAAGACGGGGACCGAGGAGGCCCUGGUGUGCCAGGGUCACCAGGACUGCCUGGUCCCGUCGGACCUAAAGGGGAACCUGGACCUGUGGGGGCCCCUGGACAGGCCGUGGUUGGGCCCCCUGGAGCCAAGGGAGAGAAGGGAGCCCCUGGAGGCCUUGUUGGAGACCUGGUGGGGGAGCCGGGAGCCAAAGGUGACCGAGGACUGCCCGGGCCGCGGGGAGAGAAGGGCGAAGCUGGCCGUGCUGGGGAGCCUGGAGACCCCGGGGAAGACGGUCAGAAAGGGGCACCAGGACUGAAAGGCCACAAGGGUGACCCAGGAGUUGGCCUCCAAGGCCCCCCUGGGCCAGCUGGUCCCCCGGGCAUUAAGGGAGACCUCGGACCCCAGGGCCCCCCCGGUACUCCUGGUGUUGUGGGGUUUCCUGGGCAGACGGGCCCUCGCGGAGAGAUGGGUCAGCCUGGCCCUGUAGGAGAGCGGGGUCUAGCAGGCCCUCCAGGAAGAGAGGGUGCCCCAGGCCUCUUGGGCCCACCUGGACCACCAGGGUUGGCGGGUGCACCCGGGGCCUCUGGACUCAAAGGAGACAAGGGAGACCCUGGAGCAGGGCUGCCCGGGCCCCGAGGCGAGCGUGGGGAGCCAGGCGUCCGGGGUGAAGAGGGGCCCCCCGGCCGAGAGGGACCCAGAGGACUCGCGGGGCCACCAGGCAGCCGGGGCGAGCGUGGGGAGAAGGGUGACGCUGGCACCGCAGGGCUGAAAGGUGACAAGGGUGACUCGGCCGUGAUGGUGGGGCCUCCGGGGCCACGGGGCGCCAAGGGGGACACGGGUGAACGAGGGCCUCGCGGCAUGGAUGGUGACAAAGGACCUCGGGGAGACAGUGGGGACCCUGGUGACAAGGGCAGCAAGGGAGAGCCUGGUGACAAGGGCUCGGCCGGGUCGCUGGGAGCUCGCGGACUCUCAGGCCCCAAGGGUGAACCUGGCGCUGCAGGGAUCCCUGGUGAGCCGGGAUCCCCAGGGAAGGAUGGAGCCCCUGGUGUCCGGGGAGACAAAGGAGACAUCGGCUUCAUGGGUCCCCGGGGCCUCAAGGGAGAACGGGGCGUGAAGGGAGCCUGCGGCCUCGAUGGGGAGAAGGGAGACAAGGGAGAAGCUGGGCAGCCAGGCCGUCCGGGGCUGGCAGGACGCAAAGGAGAGAUGGGGGAGCCUGGCGUGCCGGGCCAGCCUGGGGCUCCUGGCAAGGAGGGCCUGAUCGGUCCCAAGGGUGACCGAGGCUUCGAUGGGCAGCCCGGACCCAAGGGUGACCAAGGCGAGAAGGGGGAGCGGGGGCCUGCAGGAGUUGGGGGCUUCCCAGGUCCCAGAGGCAACGAAGGCUCUCCUGGUCCCCCGGGGCCGCCUGGUAGUGUUGGCCCCAAAGGCUCUGAAGGACUGCAGGGCCAGAAGGGUGAGCGAGGUCCCCCAGGAGAAAGUGUGGCGGGAGCCCCUGGAGUCCCUGGGGCCCCUGGUGAGAGAGGCGAGCAGGGGCGGCCAGGGCCUGCCGGCCCCCGAGGCGAGAAGGGAGAAGCCGCCUUGACAGAGGAUGACAUUCGGGCCUUUGUGCGUCAGGAGAUGAGUCAGCACUGCGCCUGCCAGGGCCCGUUUAGUGCAUCGGGAUCACGACCCCUCCCUAGUUACGCGGCAGACACCGCCGGCCGCCAGCUGCACCCUGUGCCCGUGCUGCGCGUCUCUCACGUAGAGGACGAAGGCCAGGUGCCCCCCGAGGACGACGAGUUCUCGGAAUACUCGGAGUAUUCCGUGGAGGAGUACCAGGACCCUGAGGCGCCCUGGGAUGCCGGCGCCCCAGACCCCUGCUCCCUGCCGCUGGAUGAGGGUUCCUGUGCUGCCUACACCCUGCGCUGGUACCAUCGGGCUGGGCCGCGCGGCACCGAGGCCUGUCGUCCCUUUGUCUAUGGUGGCUGCGGAGGAAAUGCCAACCGCUUUGGGACCCGUGAGGCCUGCGAGCGCCGCUGCCCACCCCGGGUGAUCCAGAGCCCCUGAACAGAUAAACAGGUGCUGCCCCGAGCUGAAGGCCCGACCGUGAGCUGACCUUCAGCGUCCCCUGGAGGAGCAGGGUCUCAGCUGCACCCUGCCGCCCCUCCCCUUGGUGCUAGAGGCACGUGAGCGUGCGAGUGCGUGUCCGUUAUUUCCGUGACUUGGUCCCACGGGUCCAGCCUGCCCCCUGUGGACAAGCCCCCAUUGUGGCAGCUGACUCACUGUGGGGGUGGCUGUGGGCUGUGAGCGGAGGUGACCGGCGUCUGAUCUGCUCCUGGACCCACGCUGUGAUGACAUGGUGCUGUUUCUGGGGGGUAUUAAAGCUGCUGUUUUA